Molecule: messenger RNA, 2439 nt
Organism: Drosophila erecta
Lineage: Eukaryota; Metazoa; Arthropoda; Insecta; Diptera; Drosophilidae
Gene: Pgm2a
Product: phosphoglucomutase-2
Exons: 3
Coding region: 327-2198 (623 amino acids)
Biological process (GO): purine ribonucleoside salvage; carbohydrate metabolic process
Molecular function (GO): phosphopentomutase activity; magnesium ion binding
Source: RefSeq, a predicted model, not a curated record
UGUCAUCUCAAACUCACGGCAUCAAAAAUAAAUUUGACGGGGGGCCGCUUUGUCAAAAUUUGCCGUAUGUUUAUAAAGGGGCGUGGCAUAAUGACUGUGUGUAUGUAGCCGCAUUAGCGAACCUUAUCAGACUAACACUACAUACAUACGUCGAUCGGCAGAUCUUCAAUUGCGCUCCUAACAGCAGCUCAGUGUGCUUUUCCUUGUUGCCGGGCUGUGACAUCACUGUCACCAACCAAGUGCUGCCUUUUCUCCGGUCCCGUUCGGCAUUCUUCCAAAUUCAACUUGAAAUUAAACAGAUCUUUUGGCCAAAAAACUCAGCCACCAUGUGUCAAGCCGGGGGCCAGAUGCUGUGCGAGAUCAAGAACAUGGUUCUUUCGGGCGAUCCGGAGCUAGAUGGCGAGAUCCGCAAGUGGAUUCGAUGGGACAAAUGUGCCAGCACCGCCUGCCAAAUCAUGGACGCAGUUCGGGCAAAGGAUUGGGACACGCUGCGCAAAAGGCUGUGCACCCGCAUCAGCUUUGGCACUGCAGGGUUGAGGGCUUGCAUGCGGGCUGGUUUUGACUCCAUGAACGAGCUGGUGGUCAUUCAGACGGCGCAGGGCUUGUGCGAGUACAUCAAGGAACAGUACCCUGAUCCGGCGGACUGGUCCGGGCGUGGCAUUGUCUUCGGGUAUGACGGUCGGUACAAUAGCCACCGUUUCGCCGAGCUAUCGGCCAUUGUGUUCCUAAACAACGAUUUCAAGGUGUGGUUGUUCAAGCGCUACGUGGCCACGCCCAUGGUGCCUUUUGCCAUCUUGAGGCUCCAGUGCUUGGCCGGCGUCAUGGUGACUGCCUCACACAAUCCCAAGGAGGACAAUGGCUACAAGGUGUAUUGGACCAAUGGAGCUCAAAUCAUCCCACCACACGACGAGGGUAUACAGGAGGCAAUUUUAAACAAUUUGGAGCCCAAGGGAUCAUCCUGGGACGACUCGGCGAUGUGUUCGAACACAAUGCUGGAGGAUCCGUACGACAUCGUUGUGCCGCCAUAUUUCGAUAUCCUAAAGAAAAAACUGCCCUGUACUAUGCUUGAGCCAAACGGAAGGUGUCCUAUCUCCUUCACCUAUACGGCCAUGCAUGGCGUGGGCUAUGAAUUUGUGAAGCAGGCUUUCGCCCGAAUCAAUAUGAAGCCGUUCAUUUCGGUGUGCGAGCAGCAGGAGCCGGACCCAGAGUUUCCCACCACUCCGAUGCCCAAUCCGGAGGAGGGAAAGACCUCUUUGGAUUUGUCCAUUAGAACAGCGAAAGCCAACAGUAGCCAAAUCAUUUUAGCCAACGAUCCCGAUGCCGACCGCCUGGCAGUUGCCGAAGUGCGGGAGGAUGGUAGCUACAAGCUGUUCAGUGGCAACGAGGUGGGCGCCCUCCUGGGCUGGUGGUCUCUAGAGCUGCACAAAAUGCGAGAGCCCGACUGCGACGUAAGCAACUGCGUGAUGAUAGCUAGUACGGUGAGCUCAAAGAUCCUCAGGGCCAUGGGAGAGCGGGAAGGCUUCCAGUUCUUCGAAACACUGACAGGUUUUAAGUGGAUGGGCAACAAGGCAAUCGAGCAACAGCAGGCUGGAAAGACGGUGUUGUUUGCCUUCGAAGAGGCUAUCGGCUUUAUGGUCGGCACUGCCGUGCUUGACAAGGAUGGUGUCAGCGCGGCUGCCCAUUUGGCCACCAUGGCGUGCUAUCUUCGGUGCAAACUGUGCAUGACACUGCAGGAGAAACUUCGUGACAUAUACGAGACAUAUGGGUUCCACACGACUAUCAGCUCCUAUGUCAUAUGCCGCUGCCCGCCGGUCAUCGAGCAGAUCUUUGAGCGCUUGCGCACAUGGGACGAGGGCAAGGCAGACACCUAUCCGACCAGCAUCCUUAACGGCGAGUACGAGAUCGAAAACGUCCGUGAUCUAACCACUGGAUUCGACAGUAGCACUGGCGACAAGAAGGCCACCUUGCCGACAAGCUCCAGCUCCCAGAUGAUCACAUUUACCUUUAAAAACGGCCUUGUAGUCACUCUACGCACCAGCGGCACGGAGCCCAAGAUGAAGUAUUACGCCGAGAUGUGUGGCAAACCGGACGAGAAAAACUGGGGCAAGCUGACUAAUACUAUGAACACCAUGGUGGAGGCCAUUGUGGAGGAAUUCUAUGAGCCAAGCAAGAACGGCCUCCAGCGCAAGAAGGAGUAAUCCGAAUACGCCUUUAAGUGGAUAGACUAGGCGACUUGGACGAAGACACGUAGACCUGUCUAAAAUUAGAAGUUCUAUACCAACAGCACUGACGCACAAGCCAAAAAUCAACAGCUGCGCAAGCUGUUGCCUAUUAUUGUUUAAAGGAUAUCUGAUAUGUUAGUACUCCACCCACAUUCGGCUUGUAUUUAUGAAAUUACGUAAAUAAAAGCGUACGCACCAUCCACCAGGCACCACCUAA